Xyrichtys novacula (pearly razorfish) is the source of this 31652-nucleotide messenger RNA. Lineage: Eukaryota; Metazoa; Chordata; Actinopteri; Labriformes; Labridae. The record is from the annotation of a GenBank genome assembly.
AGUUUUGGACCUGCUCGGCUUCCGUACCUUUACCCGGAAGCCGGUCCUGUUUAUUUUUGGAAAUAUUAGAGUCCAUGCGGAUAGAUUUGAGCAACUUUACCUCAUUUUAAAAUGCCUACAAGUACCGAAGCCCAGGCGUCUGUCAAUGAAACUCUGAGGUCUGAUAGAAAGGUACCGCGCUCCGCUAACUGCAGCUGACUGACAGCUACUGAACUGAACACGUGAUAGACAUUAAUAACAUGAUGUGCAGCAGACACAGCAGGAUGUUUGACAGUGUUUUAUGGUUUGCAAAGAGAAGAUGAGCUAAACCUUUGAAAUAUACGAGCUCUCGGUUGAAUUACAGCCUACUUGGAGCCCUUAAAAUCGAUACAAUAUAAAUACAAUGGGGGGAUUGCCUUCUCUUGGCUCAGGAGAGGGUCAAAAGUCUAUCAAUGAAAUAAAAAUAUGAAUAUUCUUGCUUUAAUCUAGAGGUGUAAACUCAAGGUUUUUUUCCAAAGAUGUGUGUGUUGAUGAGGUUUUCUCCUCUACAUUGCCAGGACUCGAAUCAGAGACAGCACACCCAGACUGGAACUGGAGGGAGAUGGUUUAGCAGCUCUUUCCUGCUGAACGUCGGAAAAUGUUUAAUUUUAAUCAUCAUCAUUCCUCCAUUUCUCAACUAUGCAUCCCUACAGAGAGAGGGCCAGAUGCUCAUGCCUAAAGGUUUUAUUUUCUUCUUCAGAAUUUUAUAUUAACCCUUCUGAACAGCUAUAUUAAUUCACUUGCUAAAUGUGCAGAUUAGAUUAGUCACAAAAUAAGAGGUCCUCUGUGCAGCUUAAUCUCUCUUUCUAAUGUCCUCUCAGGUGGCCAAAUUGUUGAUAUCGGUUUGGGUCAAGGGAUGCAUCUUUUGUGUAAAGGAAAAGGAAAACCAGUUGGUAAUAGUUCUGCAGAGAUGAGACACAAUCCUGUUUUUUUUUUAACAAUUACAGCCCAGUUUGUGUUUUUACAAUAAAUAGUUGUUCUUUUCUUUUAGUCAUACUAGACGCACCAACAGGGAUGUCCACAGAUGUUUGGCUACAUGUCCAAGACAACCUGGCCACACAAACACAGGUAAAGAAAUAGCAAAAAUACUGUGAAUGAAUUAAUAUUUUAAUAUUACAGCCUUCAUUGCUGUUUAUUAGAAGAAUAUGCUUUAAGCUGACUACAGCAUAUGUAUCUUGCUUACUAAUAGCACAUACACCAUUAACUGAGGGUGAGAUAAAGAAGAUAAUUACUGUUUUGACUCAGGCAGAGGAUUUCCCUGUUGCAAAUGAUCAUUUGAGCUUGUAACUAUGAAUACAGCCGAGUUGUUUGUGUUUAGGGGCAUGUAGGGACAGCUCUUGCAGUCACCCUGCCACAUCAUCGCUGCUCAACAAGGACUCAGUGCGGCAGAAAGUCAGGGCUGACAGCCUGCCUGAUGUUGUUUGUCUGAUUUGUGACCCAGUUGAGGUCACUUGCUUUUGGGUAAGGGUCUAGUUACGUCUGGCCAGCUAAAUUACAUGAGCCACAACAACAAGGUGAAACUUCACGACAUGCCUGUGCAAAUGUAUAUUUUUGGUGAGUCUCACCUAACUGUCACGCCUAAGCAGGGCAGGGUAGUGCUAAGUGUUAAAUGAGUCCCUCUAGUUAAUAUUUGUUGGACAGUGUUGUUGAAGAACUCCUUCAAAUCUGUGUUGUCCUUCUCGUUUGCCUCAGGUCUGUACCUAUGACAGGACAGGAUUGGGCUUUAGCAAGAGGCUGAUGCAGAAUGAAACUUCAGCAAGUGAAAGAGUAUGGGGGAUGUCAACAACUGGACGGUAAGUCUACAAGUUGGCAGUCACUUUUGAGAGUUUUGACAAUGUGUGGAACUUAAAUCUGUAUUUUUCAAUACAGAAAAUAUAAGAAGUGGGGAAAUUAUGAUCCGCAGCAGUCUGUCAGAGUCUGUCGAAACCCUUAACUCCUAAAUAAUUCACACACUGCUAGUAUUCCCUUCUGCGACACACUGUAAGGUUACAUGUACAAUGGCAUUCAGCACUCCUGCUUUAGGUACUGAUGGCAUUACCAUAGGAGUGGCGUUUUAAUUAUUCAUGGGUGUUACUAUCACCAAUUACUUUUAUGUUUGAAGGUGUCCAUUGCCUAUGAGGGUUACUCUAUGAAAGUGUUUUUUAUUUUUUUUUUGGUUGCUCUUGUUUCAUUAAGGCCCACAAAUCAGAUUUCUGUAAACUUUAAGACCAUUCAAAUCGGCUUGGCCAUGUGUCCAGUUUUUUGGUUACUGUCUGUGAUAUCAGGGAUUUUAUUUAGUAGGUAAAAGUCUGAAAGCAAUCUUGAAGUAACACAGGCCUCUUGUUAUUUCUGUGUUUCUCCAGUCCAGAGACAGAAAGGAGGCAAACCGUAUUAUGACUCUGCUAAAAGAUAUGAAGAAAGAUUUUGUCAUAUUCCUUUUCAAUCUCAACAAAGGCUGUUUUUGUCUUAGCAUGAAUACAAAACCCAAAGAUCUACAAUAGAAAUGGGCAGGAGAGUGUAUGUUUGUUUGAUUUUUAGGUCAUCAAACCUCCAACCAAGCUGUCAGCUGAACAUACUCUGUGUUCAGUAACACACAGUUACCCCAACAUAUGGUGCAAGAGUUCUCAGACUUUUCAACCCAUGAAUCCUAAAAUGUCACAAAUGUCUGGACUUGCCUCUGCUUUUGAACAUAUUCCUUUCCUGAGUACAUUACGUUGGGAUUCUGGUAAUGGGUUUGAGGGACUACAGUGAAAGAAAGAGACUCAACUCACAGGUUAAAUUUUGACAGGAUGUUUGUCCUUGUACAGUAUGGUUCUCUACUGUUAAGUCAUUGUGCAUUUUGGAUUUUUAUUCACAAUAACAACCUUUAUAGGGACCCCUUGAACAUCCUGAACCCCGCUUUGGAAACCAUUGCAGAAACAGGCAUAACCUUUAGUGUUUUAGUUUUUACAUAACACACCAUUUGCUGUUAAGUCAUUCCCAAUAGAGGAUCUGUUCUCCUGGAAAAGUGUGUUAAGGAUUUCCAGUCAAUGUUGCAGGAACUUUUCAACCGAUGCUUACAUGGCGAUCUCCUGCAUUCCUCUGCUGAACCAGUCCUACCAAGUUUGAAGGUUGAACUAGUAGCUGGAGAGAUACCGUUUCACUGUGGUGCCCUUGAGCAGUCAAGGCUUGUUACCCCUACCCCUACCUACAGAGAGAAGGGGCACUUGUUCAUGUGCACUCUGACAUUCCUGUCUUACUGCAUGUUCAUUUGGUACUGUUUGAGCAUGUAUACAGCCCAGUCUUUGGCCAGUGUGCAUAUUGUGAUCAAUAACAGUAAAAAAAAAAAAAAACCCUGAACUUUCACUGGGGAUUAACAAGUGUGUCUCCUUAUUAAACCUCCAUGUGCUAAGGGGAUGAGAAAGGUGCGUUCUUGCUGGUGGUCAGCAAUUUAGUUUACCUUGGCAUUUGGCCCAGGGAGCAGGCAGCCACCCACUUGAGAUGCAAGCAAUCAAUUUUCCAGAAUUCAAUAUCUCCAGGAGUUUGAUGACCACCUAACCUUAACCCUGGGUGCCUUGUGAAGCUCUCCAUCUCACUGUGACACCUUAGGUUUGAUUUAUCCGCACAACAAACCUAGCUGAUGGCCCUCGGAGUGGAACUGCUGCAUCAAUGUUAUGAUUGAUUUCCUGUGUACAGCAGGUUUGCCAGGGACUGUUUGUCCGGUAUAUUGCAACAGAGAGAAUCUGCGAGCCAAGUUUGUGCUGUCAUUAAGGUUUCAGCUGUGUUACAUUAGAUGAUGCUUUGUCUGUAAUAAGAUGAAAGGGUGAGCUAAAAAUACCUUAUAUGAACUUUAAUUGCCAAGAGUUUAUGAUGCACUCUUUUUAACUUUACAUUUUUUUGCUGUCUAGUCUUCACCCUCCCGUGGGCCCAUCAUUAGCAUAUUUAGGGAGAUUUACCACAAAGAUCUCAGGAGGACACACUUGAUUGUCCUCAGAGUGAAAUUAAUCUCAAACCCAAAUGGGAGGAAUUAAUCCCCUGUCAUGUUCAUAACUCAAGCUAGGAGACUGAGUCCUUCAUAGUGUCCCAAAUAAAGCUCAAGGUCCGAUCUGGAGAACAUUUUGGUUACAUGGUAAGACAGAUGUGUGUUUUGUCUUCCAGGAUGGUAGAAGACCUUCAUCGUCUUCUCCAGGCGGCUGGCAUUGCCAGGCCUUUCAUCCUGGUGGGCUCUGAGCUCGGCGCACUCAAUAGCAGAUUUUAUACCCACAUUCAUGAUUUGUAAGUCCUCUCUAUUAAAAAACUGAAAUGGAAAUAAUGGAAAUGAGUUGCAUCUGACAUAUGUGGUUCUUUGAUUUUGCUUGGGGUGUGAUUUUUUUCCCCCCUCUAAUUCUAAGUGCCAUAUCAUCAUCUCAUAUGGGUCAGGGCAUCAUUGGAUUAUUAUUUUUAUUUUUAUUAUUAUUUUUCAUUUAUGAUCCAGAAACAAAAAAACUGUCACUUUAUAAACCCAGGAAAAGGAAAAACAUUUUACUGUCUGAAUCAAAUAAAUCAAAGCACUUUGGGCCCAUUUUUAUGUUUUUAGUCUUUUAUUUUCUCCUUUUUUUCAUUUUGAAUUCAGUAUUGAAGUGGUCUCUUGGCUGUUUUGUUUUUCUGUUUCUUAAUAAAGCAGAGCAAAAGAGGCAAGCCUCAAAUUUUUAAAAAGAGAUUUCUGUAUUCGAUUCAUCAAUUUAGGGCAGACAGUUAGAACAUGGUUGUACUUGUGAAGUGAUAAGUUAAGAAUUUCAGAAUAAGAGCCCAAAGGAUCAUUUUGUUCUGCUUGCUUAGAGUGUAGCAAGUAUAUGUUGAAUUAUCCAAUGAGACCCUGACCCAUAUGUUGUGAUAUUGAUGUUUUUGCACACAAAGUGAAAAACAAGUUUAACUUUGUGGAAUCUACUCAUUUUCUUUGGUCAAUCAUUAGUUUUUCUAAGAUCAAUUUAUUCAUCAAUCUUUUUUUUCAUAAAGUGCUUGUCUGAGAUGUGCUUUCUAUAGACUUUGUUUGGUUAAGGUGGGGGGUGGGAGGGAGUUACCUGGGCAAAGUCUGAGAGGAGGUGGAUGAAUCAGGCAGUAACUCUGAAUCAUACGAAAAAGAGGAAAUUAUUUGCACAAGGUAGUUUUUACUUUUUACCUAAAAAAUAAGUUUAUACAUGUAGUGUAACAAAAGCUGGUAUGAUGUGAGGAGCCAACCAGUCACACUGUCAGGAUUAAGUGUCACACUACUUGAUGUUUCAUGCAAUUUGCACCAUGAAGAAUCUCAUGGUUGAAUGUUAGUUUGCUAUCUGCACACUGGCUGCAACGUGGCCUCAUAGCUUUACAUGUUAUAAAACAAAAAUGAUGUUAAUCCUUGGUGUUUUUGUGUAGAUAUUGUACUAUCCACUUCAUUAUCAGACCCUUCCCUCCCUGACCCCCUAAAAAUUUCAAGAACAAUUACCUGCUAUAACUGUAAUGGCAGUUUUAUGUCAUAUCAUAUGAUUUAAGUUUUUGCCCCAGCUCACCCAACUAUCACAUGUGGACUUUAAAACUUAAAGACUGACAUAUGGACAUCUAAGUUAUCUCCGUCUCCUUUGAUGUAGACAGGUGUAUUACGUAGAAAGUUUAAUUUUGAACUUUCAAAUUACUCUGAUGAAUAUGAUUACGGCAGUAAACAACUAUUUGCCACAUACAGAUGAAGAGGGGAUUGAUUGCAGUGAACUCAGACUCCUUUUGUCUGUGUUGUAACCUGAGCUUUCGUGUCUCUGCUCUGGCCUGUACUCCCUGUGCAACAUGAGGCACAGCAGUGAGAUUUGUGUGGAUUUAUUUGGUCAAAGUGAACAUUUAGUACUACCCUUAACUUUAAGACUAUUUCUAUAUGUCGUUGAGGUUUUAUCUGGUUUCUUUUGUAAACCAGGAAGAAAGAGGCCUUAUAAGGAGUGUAAAGAAACUAUUAUUAUUUGCAAGGUAGAAAAAGUGGGUUUCCCACAGGUGCCUGACUGCUUGGUCUGAAAGAGUAUGACUUUCUAAUGAGGGAAAUUUGCAGUACUCAUGUGCAUUUACAGGACUUUCAUGAGACAUCUAGUGGUGACAAACACUGUCUAGAGAAUAUUUUUAGUUUCUUUUAACUGCAGUUCCUCCCAAUCUACCAAUUUUACAACAUCCACACAGUCAUCCAGCAUCCGCAAGCUUCAUCUGAUACACCUCAGUGACUGAUUUUAUAAGGAGCCAGCACCAGGGAUGAAAGAUUACCUGUUAAAUUAUGCACCAUAUCACCACAAGCGGAUAGAAUUAAGUGGUGCAGAGUGAAUGACACCUUUCCAAUCGGAAAUGUUGCUCCUGGAUCGUGUGUGUGCGUGCAUGGAUCUAUGACAAGAAGACAAGAAUCUGCAGACAGAUGGACAGGACGAUGUCUUCUAUCUUACAGUCAUUAGGGAAAACGUGUUUAAAGGAACAAGGUAUUGUCAAUUUUACAUCACAUGAGUGUGUGUGUCCUCUCUUUGUCCUCAGGGAAGUGUCAGACCUGGUGCUGAUUGAUCCGAUCCCAGAGGACCUUUUUGAGGAGGACCAGUGGAAAGAUUACUGGUGAGUUAUCUGGGUUCAGGGGCAUAGGACGGAGUUGUGAUGAAAACAAGAGAAGGAAAUGAGCAAGAAGCAAUCGCUAAAACAUAGGAAACUGGGAGGAGAGGGAACAGAAAACAGGGAGAGAUGUGAAUUGGCAAAAUAGAAGACUAUAGGAAGAUGAUCAUAGAAACAGGGAAGAGGGAAAAUAAGGCAGAUGUAUCAAACAUACAAAGACGAGGAGGCAGAGACUCAAGAAUGAUUCACGAUUUAAGUUCUGGACUCUUCCAUUAUCUCCUGAUCUGGGGGGAAUAUCAAAUUAUCUUUGCAGGGUUGGUUUCACUGGCAUGAUCAAUUGCAGGCAAAAAAAAAACCCCAAAACAAAACUCAGUAACUCAUCGCAAUUACUUUUGCAUUACAUGGAUGAAAAGAUACUGAGGGUUGUAACAGAGCUGACAACAAAUAUAAUAAUAUUGCUCUAUUUCCCCUGGCUGUGAAAACAUCUAUCUGGUAAUGAUGAAGUCAUCAUAUCAAUUAGAGCAAGUUGUCUUAAUAGUAGAUGAACGCACAGAGGAGGAGUGCUGAAGAUGGAUUCAUUAUUACAAUAUCUCUGACUGUUUACUUUUAAGCCAUUGCUUGUGGAAUUAUUACAAGCCACAUCAGAAAAAAAGUUAUAGUUCGCUGAUAAGUCACUUUUGAUGUAGCUCAAAGCAUAACAGUGAUGGCUGCAAAAUAAAGACUCUCUCGAGGGCAACUGUAGUGUGUUUAAAAAGAACAAAAAUACUUAGUUUGUUUCAAUCCGUUUUGAUAUUAUCUCUAAAAAAUAAAAAUGAUGGGAAUAAAAAUUAAGAACUCACAGAGAACUGAUUAUAAACUCCCAAAAUCCUGAGCUAUGAUUGGCUACUUGCCUUAUCAUACCGUAGUUGGAACAAAUGUUAUAAUAUCAUCUAUUUGUCUGCAACUUAAGUUUGUGUGGGGCUGUCUUUGCAAUUCAAUAAUUAUUUGUUUUAAUAUAUUUUCAGAUACUCAAAUAUGAUCUUGAUUUAAUGUUAAAUAAAUGAGGUGAUAUUUUUCAAAGCCCUCUACUCUAUGACAAUGCAAUUGGAUUUUGUUGUUAACUAUAAUCACUUUUAGAGACUUGACUGGGACUCGCUCAAAGUGGCUUGUGCCCAUCUCUGCUACUAAUGUAGAGUAUAUAUUUAAAUACAGAUGCUAUUUAAUAAAAUUAAAUCAUCCGUCUUGUUUUAAGUAUUUUCCCUCAAAUCUUGAACCAAAUUUCUCUUAAUUAUCAUAAGCAAAAUAACUCCCUGUCAUUGUUUUCAUUCAUGUAAACAACCUGUGGGAUGAAGAAUUUUUGCGAUGUAUGUACUGUAACACUUGAUAUUGUCAUUGUCGUGGUUACCACAUACAUUCUUUCCUUAUUUGCAACAACUUAAAAGGUUCGUGGCAUCCAGAAACGAUGCCAUGCUUCGUCUAGUCCUGAAAGGUUUAUUUCUAACCCUGUUAAGGUUGCUUUACAAACAGAGUUGUCCUUCUUGACAAUCACAUUUUUCCAAUAAGCUGGUGUUAUCCUGUGACCCUGAGGCAGCUGUGACUCAGUGGUACUGUCUGUCCACUCUCAACUGAAGCUUAGAGGUCUGAUCCCAAGUCUGACAGUCCACAUGCUCGGAUGUCCCCGGGCAAAUCACCCAACUGCAAACUUCCCCCAGUGACAGUGCCAGCUGUGUGUAAAUGGGGCUGAUUAAUGCUGAUGGUCAUUUACACAGCAUCCUUCUACCAUCAGUGCUGGAUGUGGUGUGAUUAGGAAAACGAGGCCAAAGACACCAGCUUUAUCAAAAGGCUCUGGUUAUCAUUAGCUGUUGCGUUUUUUUUUAAAUAUAUACUCAAGUUUGUGUUUGUAACUGUUGUUUUUGACUUUGAUUGGACAUUGAGCAAGACUUAUCCACAAACAUCAUGUAUCAUAUGUAAAAUAAUGUCCCCCAUGUUACAACUUAACCAAACAGCUGUAAUGCAAGGUAUAUGUGGAUACAUGACACUGGCAAUCCCAGAUGGUGAAUCUCAUCUCUCUGUUGUUACGCUGCUGUCAGAUGGAGCCUGGUUCAAUCUGCUCCCGCUGAUGAGCCUUUCUUAUUAUAUUAUGCUAAUUUCUGUCUGACACAUCAUGCAGGGGAACCGGCAGACAUCGCAAAAACAAGCUUGUCCUCAUUUACUUGAUUACCAGGGUGAAGAUUUCAGCGGAAAAAGAUUGGCGGCUCAAAAAUGAGUCAUGGUGAUGUAAGCUCACAGAGACCUCUUAAAAAAGGUUUGAGUGCAUAAAGACCAGUAAUGGGAGCUUAACCUUUCCUCUUGUUGUAGCUACAUGAAGCUACAAAAGUCACUCACUGUGGCUCUUUGUUCUGACCUUUGGCACCAUUAAAAAUCCACCGCCUUAAGACCUGGGUGCUCUCACUGGUUAAAAAAGCAAAUCUGAUGAAUAAGUUGGAGCUAAACCAAAGUAAGCUUUACAAACCAGCAAGAUCAUUUUAAAACCAAUUCUAAAAGAUACUGGAAGCUAAUGCGGGCACUUUUAAUCAGAUGUGGCUCUUUUUCUGGUUUUUGUCAGCAUUCUUGCAGCUGACUUUUGCAGCAGUUGAGGCUGGAGAUGUUUUUAGGGAGACCAGAAAAUAGAAUGUUACAAUAGUUAACUCUACAGGUGGUAAAAAACAUGAACCAGAGUCUCUGCUUUGGCUUCAGAGAGAAAAUUUCGAACUUUAGCCAUGAUUUUCAAGUGAUAGUAAUACCGCUGAUAUAUGGCUCAAAACUGAGGUAUGAAUUACAUCAGUUCCAAUGACUAAAACCUGGUUGAGCUGUUGCACAGUUCUCUAAGACACAGUUAAAAAGGGCCCGGGGUCAACAGUAGGGUUGGUAAUCAUGCAGUAUGGAUAAGCUGUAAUUCUGCAGUAUGGAUAAAUCCAAACCAGUUAUCCCCAGAGGAGAUUUUAGCACUACAGUUUUAGAAGUAUCAGAGGCAACACUCAUCUACAGGACAUAUUUGACAAUGUUUAACACAUCAGGAUUUAAAGAACCUCAAAUUCAUUUUGAAAAAGAGUUCAGGAUGCAGUCUAAAAGGCAAGCUGCCGGUCUUAAUUAAGAAAUGUUUCGAGGACAUUUCAGCAUUAACCAGGACAAACCUUUCCAGUGUUUCCACAUUAUAUAAGUGUGGUUAAAUGAAGAAACAUCCUUAUGGGUAUGAUUAUGUGACCAAGCACAUUGUUUCAUCCACCGGUAUUAGCUCACAGCUUAUGCAAGGCAAGCCAGAUAAGAAACUGAUCUAUUAAAAAUGGCCUAAUUUGUACGUGACUCAAAGUGGAACGGCUCCACUUAUCAGGGCUGUGUGUCCAAUUAUCCUGUGAUUAAUUGGCAUUCGUUUCAGUGAGUAAAUGAUAUUGCAGCCACAAGCCACUUACUCUUUGGAGAGCAGUAGGGAAAUUAAAUGAACCAAGGACUUAUGUUUACUUAAUAAAACAAUAUUUAUCAUCAUUGCCUGUUGCCCAUUGAAGAAUAAAUAUAGAAUCAGGGUUUGAAAAUACAGAAUGAAGAUUUAUGAGAUGCAGCGUGAAAGCAUAAACUCCACACAUCAUGACAUCCCAGUAAUUGGUUAUCAGCAUAUAGAGUAAGAAAUCCAAAAAGAGGAGGACUAUAUCCAAGCAGUGCUGUACAGAGACCACACCAAGUGUGCAUUGGGAAAUGAACUGAUCAAAGACCUGCUCAGUGAGAGAGAUAGACUCUUAAAAAACUGUCCCAAAAAAUAGAAGGAUUGACUAACAUAUGCUGAGAAAGUUAUGUCUCCAUUGGUUUAUGACCACAGGUUUCCAGGGGUAAACCAUCUCAUUUGUGAUCUGCAGACCUCUUGCUCACAGCUUUAGGUGCUAAUCUGUAGUGAAACAACAAAACAUGCUUUAGAAUCAAAGAUUAGGAUAAGUCUCAUUGCACAACAGGAGGAAAUGCAUUAUAGGUAAGAGGUGCUGCUAUGAGUCAUCCGCUGCUUUUAGUCCUUGUUUUCCAAACUGAAGCAGCUUACUUUGCAUCAUGGGGACACAAAUGUUCUCUACGUCCAUGUAAAGCACCUCUUUAGCUUGUUUAUUUUUGUCUCAGCAUCACAUGUCUACCUUCUUGUGACUAAAGGACACUUUUCCAAAACUAUGGCCUGUAAAAUAGGGAGCAUCUUCAGCCACAAGGUUCCUAGCAAGGUCUUUUUGUCUUGUAAUAUUCCUCUUAAUUAUACUUUAAGCAAGUCAUUUUGUAAUAGGGGACUAUGUCAUCUUCACUGACCUCUCAGAUCCUCGAAACAGAUCUUUUCCUGUGCACAUGCAAGGUGAUUUUCUUUUCUUUUUUUUUUUAGAGAAUAAAAUCUAAUAUUGCUUAUUUUUAAGUGUUGAACAAAUCAGUCAUUGUGAUUUUUUUUUUCCCAUGGAAAGAAAUGCCACAUGAAGCACUUCCCGUCUGUGUGCUAAAUAUUGCUUCAUCUGGUGUUGACUGGUUUCAGGCAGUAACAGGGUCUGGAAAAAGCUUGAUCAAAAUAACUUAACCACUUGCUGAUGCUCUUUUGUACUUUUUUUUUUUUUAAAGUCAUGAGCAUCUGUACUUAUUUUUCUCCGUCUGAUUCAUAUCCAGCCAAAAAAUCCUCAUCGAAGCUUCAAAAAUAGUAUUGUAGCAUUUAUCACUGAGGAGAGCAUGGCUGACUAUGAGUCUCUACUGACUUCUUCUGGGCUGGUUUGGAUUAGAGAGUGAAAUGUCUGGAAAUGCUCUUGUGUAGAGGGGCAGCUUUUACAGUUAAGUGAACAGUGAUGUUUUGGAAACCCUGUUUCCAUGGGUUUUUACCUUGAUUAGUGUUGCCCAGUCCUCAUUGGAGCCAUUCUUGCAUUCUUGUUCUCUUGAGCUUUGAACUUACUUAAGUUUGAUACUGAGCUUGAAAGUGUGUAGAUGUUUUCAAGUAUUUAUUUCAGGACUGAGUGCUUUUGCCUUAAUGCACAUAAACUCAUGUGGUGCUUAAGAAUAAUAACUUUAUUUAUUUACCGCCGAAGGGAAACUCAAUUGGUGAUGACUGUGGACCACAUUGUGACCAGUGCAGGCCUGGAUCUAAGCCUGAUUGAAUUAUGUGACUAUGAUGGACCGGGUGUGAGUGUCAGUUUGAGUGAUGACCACCAGAGCAUUUAAAAGCUGCAUUUGACUUGAUUCACAGUCCUCAUAGGGUUUAGUAUUAAUAUUCAAUUAUCUUUGCAGAUAGAUUCACUUCUGCUACAGUUUUGAUUUUAGUUUGUGAUAAUAUGCAGUCUUCGAGGUUUGGUGAAACCCAUGCUAUACUUUUCUUCUUUAAUGCAUAAACAGUAGUAACUAGGCCAGAGAUGAUAUAUCCAGUAACUCCCUUGGAGCCUUCUUGCUUUUACUGAAAGCAGCAUCCAAUAACCCACUGGAGUAUGGCCCUGCUUUAAAAACCUCCUGGGAUCCUAAACUGAGAUUGGCAACAAUUAUCCAGCCAUGGGCCAAAUGAUUGCUGGAUGAAUGUGGAUGAAUUAAAGAGGGAGAGAGUGGAGGUUUAGGACUAACCAAGGAGGGAAAAAAAAAGUGAGGACAGUGGUAAAAUGAAGCAGUAAAAGAGGGGCAGCCUGAAAAAGGCGGGAUUUAGCUCUGAAAUGUUUUUAUUUUCUUUGAUGUUGCUUAAAACCCUUGUUUCCAUUUUGUCCCUCAUAUACACACCCUCAAACACAGACUUCUAGACAAGUUGGGCAUGCUGUUUAGUUGACACUGUUUAAAGGAUUGGUACUGGGGUUUAUGGUGCAGGGGUUUGAUUCCACUGAUUUGUCCAGCCUCUUGUCCAGUUUUUUAGUGGGGAGCAAACCAGCAGCCAUCAGCUGUGGUGCAAGAGUGACUCCCUGUGUUCAUAGUGGGUAUUACAUCUUAGAGGAGCAGCAUUUUCAACUUGAUAUUUCAGCUGUCUUAUAUUCUUGUUAAAAACUCAUGAAGACCCAUAGAUGAGACUAGAGACGUCUGGUUCUGCUACUCAGGAUUGCUGAUUAAAGUUUUUCUACGUUCUAAUAUCAAGAUACUAGUUAAAGAAAGUGAUUUUGAAUGGUCAAAACCUCUUGUCUACAGUCAUUCAUUCUGAAUUACAAAGGCAGUAUGACCUGAUCACACACAUCUCACAUUAGAUCAACCUGUAAAUAAUUUCACCUCCUGUUCAUGAAGAAAAAAAGUUCCUUUUUGUCAGGGUCUGUAAGUGUUGUGUUCCUACAGCCAAGACACUCCUGAACCAGGCACAAUGUCAUGUCUGUGAAGAAGAACAAGAACUGGACGAUUGCUCAGUGGUCCAAAGUACUGUUUCCAGUUUAGAGUCAAUUUAGCUUCUCAUUGUGAAAUCAAGAUCCCAGAAUCUGGAGGAAGAUUAGAGAGGCCCUGUGUCCAAGGUGCUUGAAGUCCAGUGUGAAGUUCCCACAGUAUGCUGCUGCUGUUGGUCUACUGUCUUUUAUCAAGUCCAGAGUCAAUACAGCCUAAAAUCAAUCAGGAGAUUUUAGAGACCUUCAUGCUUCCAUCAGCUAAAUACUGUAUGGAGAUAAAGAUUUCCUUUUCCAGCAGGACCUUGCACCUGCCUACAGCACCAAAACUACUAAAAACUAGUUUGCUGACCAUAGAAUUACUGUGCUCGACUCGCCAGCCAACUGGCCUGACCUGAGCCCCAUAUAGGGUCACUAGGAUACCAUCAAGAGAAAGAUGAGAGACACCAAAGCAACAAUACAGACGAGCUGAAGGAGCUAUUAAGACCUGGACUUCAAUAAGACUACAGCAGAGACACAGACUGACUGUCACCAUGCUAUGUCACAUUGAUGCCGUUUUUCAUGUAAAAGGAGCUCAGACCGAGUACUGAGAGCAGAAAUGAACAUCAUUUUUCAGAAGGUCCACAUGUUCGUACUACAAACCUUUAUUCGGAUAGGUGUUUUGUAACAUUCUGAGAUAGUGGAUUUCUGAUUUUUGUGAGUUGUGUGGUGUAAUCAUCAAGAUUCAAACAAAAGAAGGUUUUGGAAUAUUUCACUCCAAUAAAUGAAUCUGGAAGUUUCACUUUUUGAAUUUAUUAAUUGGGAAGAAAGAUUUAUGCAUCAAAGUUUUUGCUGUAAUUUUAAUGAUCCUAAUAAUUCUUGGAAAAUGAGGUUUGAAGAUGUGAUCACCUAUAGCAUGUGAGAGAGAGUUUGUUUUUUUUCGUGUUGAAACUUGCUUUUUUUUUUAAAUAUAUCUUUAACCUUAACCAGUUAAAGGAAAAAUCGUUAGUCAUGUUUGAUUAUAGCUGAGCUCUGUGUAAUACUAUGUGUUUAAAUGUUCUUUGCUCAUUGUAAUAGUUGGCAGAAGCCUGUGUAAUAGUUCGUGUUUUGUGAGUGAGCAGGCUCUCAGGUAACAGAGGCCCUGCAUAUGAAAUGAGAUGGUAAUGAGGAUGAGGAGGGGAACCUUAUCACUUCAGGUCCAAAUUCCGACAGUGAAUUGCGCAGUUGUAACAAAAGUAACAGAGCGUCCAUUCAGCCUGCACUAAUCCAGAUGGGAAAGUCAAACAGCAGAAAGUCCACCGCACAAACUCAUUUCAUCACUUUAUUAAUUUAGAUAUUGCCUCCUCGCUCCUGUGGGGAGGAAAAAAAGAGCCCCCCUGAAAUGACCAACAUCGGUGAGGCGUUUUGCUCUACAUGGUUCCCCCACUUCGUCUCCUCCUGUUAUCUGUUUAAUUCAUCCCACCAAUCUUGGCUGUCUUUACCCACUAAAUUUCCCUUUGACACGCAUGCCUUGCUUCGCAUAAUCCUCACUCCGGGGCAGAAUUAAAAAUGGAAAAAAGAGAUGGGAAAAGGACAGGUGGCUUGAGAAUCCUUGAAAUAAUGUUCAGUGGCAGACCUGAAAAUGAUGUGACCAGAUUCAAACUGUGGGAGUGACAGGGACUAUGUUUUUAUAUCAAGAGGUAAGACAAAAAGACAGGUGGAAUGUAUGCAGAGACUGAGGGUCUAUUCAGUGAGCGAGGUCAAAGAGUUAGGUCUGAAUCAUGUUAGGGGGGCAGGAAGAUAAAAAUGUCUGAUUUAAAAACUGUUUAAUCUUUCAAAGACUAAAAAUGAUAACAUUUUGUUUAUUUCUUUUACAUCUUUUCCUGUAACCUUUUUGACUUGUGGGGACUGUGUGAUUGUAAAGAAUAUAGUAGAUGCAUGUGCCAAGGGAAACGGCAUAACACAUCAGUCGGUUAAAUUGGUUAUAUUAGAGAUAAACAGCGUGGCUCAUGAUCUAGCUUGAUAUGAUUAGAGCCAUGGCCCUGAAUCAGUGCUUUAGUUUACCUAGAAAAUGUUGCAUACCUCAGUGGGCAAAGCUUGCUUUAGGCUAACAUGAUGAAAAUGGUUUGAGGGCAUGCUACAACCAAGAAUUUAAAAAUCAAAUUGAACUUUAAUUCAAGAAAAGUAGGAAAAACUCUUAGUCUCUUCUUCAUCUUUUUAGUUCUCAAAGUAAAAAUCAAGGUUAUCAAGUCAGAAUAACAGAACCUGGAAACAGAAUCAGUGAAAGAAAUUCCACUGCGUGCAUCUCUACUUCAAAACAACGCGUGGAACUUUACCACUUAGGACCUACCUGUGAAAUCUUAAAGUGCUGCCUUUUGCUAUUGUGCCACUCCACCAGCCAGGUUGUUUCUGCGCAUGUCUUGUCUGUACAAAACCAGUGCUCUAUGCUGGUGCCCAUUGGUGCUACAUUUGGUCAAUUUUUUUUUUUUUUACACUUGUGAUAUGUAUGUUUAUGCAUUGUCAUCACUGUAUCCCGUGAGCAGCUAGGAUUAUAGGACUUGUUAAGGGAGAUGCUUGUCACGCAUACAGGCUGACAAGGCCGGUCUAUCCAUCCAUCCAUCCAUCCAUCCGUCCGUCUGUUAUGUGUAAAGUGGCAAAUCACAACAAUUGUUAUCUCAAGACGCUUUCCAAGAGAACAAACUCAUUGUUUGAUGUAAAGACCCAACCCCAAGAUGGCAAAAGAUUGAGUCCCAUCUAAAAAUCUAAGACCCAUUCUUAAACAAUCUCAUCCAACAUGAGUGAAGCACUUUGCAGUAUUUAGCAAGUAAUGGAGGUCAAGGAAAAAGUUCUCUCUAACAGGCAGAAACCUUGAGCAGGACCAGACUCAUGUUAAACAGCUACCUGCUGCCACUGGGUUGGGGGAAGAGAGCAUAUGGACGGAGAUACAGAGAGAAAGAGAAGAAUAUGAGUUUCAUUUAUAGAAUCAGGCAUAGGUAUUCAACACGGAUGUUAAAGGUGAUUAAAGUCAGCAGGCUUGGUGGUAGUUAACUGUAGCUUUAUGGUAUUAAUGUCAGUGAAGCAGAUGAGUUGUCUAGUCCAAUAGUCCAGUUCUUUUUCUUUUAAGCCCAGGUGAGACUCUUUAAGACAUCCCUGGUUCAGGAGUGUCUUGACAACAGGGACAUGACACUCGUAGUCUGUUUCCUGGACUCGUCUGUAUAUAGGGGCUCUUGAUGCUCUCAGUCCUCUCCCUGUGAAGCCCCCUUAAGUUCUUGAUUCCGCUUUGUUUCAUGAUCCUCUCAAGGCUGCGCUCAUCCCUGUUGGUCUCCCUCUCACACUUUUCCAUUCCAGUCAACUCUCUGUGAAUCUGCUUUCAUCGAGCCUCUGCGAACAGCAGCUUUUUCGGCAAUGACUCUCUGUGGCCGACCCUCCUUGUGGAGGGGGUCAGUGAUUGUCAAUGACAACUGUCAGGUCAGCAGUCUCCCCUAUGAUGGUGGCUGUGUGUAAUGAGCUAGAAUGAGAGAAUAAAGGCUCAGUAAACCUUUGCCAGUUAAAAGUUCAUUUGCUGAUUAGAGCUCUUUUCAGAACUGAAAGAACUGGCAUGACUCUGGACUGUUCCAGAACAUUUGGAUGUUUUGAGAUAGUGGAUUUUGACAUUUCCUUGAGCUGUGAGCUCUAGUCAUCAAGAUUCAAAUGAAAACAGUCUUGAAAUAUUUCACUUUGUGUGUGAUGAAUCUAGAGUAUAUCGAAGCCUCAUUUUUUGAAUUAGUUAUAGGCUAAAAUUAACCUUUUUAGUACGUAAUAGUUGUUUAGCUGCAUCUGAGUCAACACAUAACUCUUGGUUUUAAUAUCUCAAGAAGGACUGUAUUGAUACCUGAGAAGUCAAUAGAAACAAAUUCACUUUGUUCAGUGUAAAUCAAUAAAGAACCUGUUUAAAGGGAAAUUUUUGUCUCAAGAAGGCUGUAAGAAUGAUUGAGCAGUAAGCUAAUCAUUUCCCGCUAAAGACGCCACCUUGAGAAGAUUUUUUCUGAAUCAUGUAUUUUAAUAACCUUUCUGAUGCCCCCAGUGUAUGUAAACUCAGUGUAUAAAAUUCAUUCAAUCAGAAAUUACAGACAAAACAGCAGUAGAAAUGCCUUAAAUUUGAACCCGGCUUUUUUUCCUUUGAACUGAAAUGUGUUUUUUAAUGCUAAUUUAGAAACUUGCAGACUCUGUUUUAACAACCAAAAAAAGAGACAUUUAGCAUCAUAAUCUAUACUGUAAUGUGAUUGUUCUUAUGUAGCGGGUGAAACAUUUACAGCAAGAUUCAAUAAGGUAGGGAAAAGGUGAUAGGGUGUUAUAAGCAAAAAUCUAAAUCAGAAAUAGGACGAACACAGUCCCAAGUGUUCCCCAGUUCUGCAGUUGGCUGCAUGUCGAAGCAGGCUGCAUGAUGCGCUGGUGGUAGCAGCAGGCACAUGGCACUAUUGAUUAGACUCCACAAGCUGAGACCAGCCAAUUCAAAGCACCAGUGAGCCAAGACCGAUUGGACCUCCUGUGUUACAAAAUCCCAUAGCUCUUCUUCUCUAAUAUGCCAAAAGAAAGUGUAUGUCUGUUUCCACAGCAAAUGAUUUUUAGUAACUUUAAGAUUCCAGGGAAGAAAAAAGAAGAAAAGAAAUAUAUUUUGCAUUACCAUUUCUGAUUCAUUGUCAAAUUUAAAACCAUCUUUCUUUUGUAAUUGCUUCAUUUUUAACCUCAGCAUGCUAUUGAGCAGCUUAAAUAAGACUGAGGUGAACAUUUACCACACAAAGAUUCAACAGACUUUUGGUGAAAAAUAACAGAAAAUCACUUCAGCUUUUAUGAUUUUUUACAAACAAAACUUUACUUUAAACUAUAACUUUAUUGUUAAUUUUUUUACGAAUGAAAGAAGAAACAGUGUGCUAUCAAAAUGCAGGAGACAUACUAUACAAAUGCGGCUUUCAAUCUAAAUAAAGACAGAAAAACUGAAAUUCUUUUGCCUGUAAUGUCUUGUAUAUAUAUAGUAAUGCAAUAAUUUAGCAAAUGUAUUUCUAUUAUUUACCUGUAAUCCUACAACACAGUAAGCAAAGUGCUAUGCUAAGAGCUGUUUUAAAGAUUAAACCGUCUGUUUUUUAUCUUUGUUUUCAGCACUUGGAGUUUGCUGUAUGACUGAGGCUGCAUGUAUAAAAUGUAAUACAGUCUUAAGAAUAAAACCAUGCAUGCCUCGUGACACUGAAAAUUAAAAUAUGUGCCCCAAAACUCAAGAGAUGGGAGCUUAAUGAGCCCGAAAAGUCUGUUUCUACCCUCGGUCAUAACUCGGUCCAUCUACAGACCUGUUCUUCAUACAAAAAACACAUUUGAGUGGAUGAUGCUGUCCUCUACAUGCUUCACCGUGCCCUCUCUCAUCUGGAGGAACCUGGGGUUUAUGUGAGGAUCAUGUUCUUUGACUUUUCAAGUGCAUUUAACACCAUCCAACCCAUCAUACUCAAAGACAAGCUGACAGAGAUGGGAGUAGAUCCUUCCUGUGUUUUUGGAUCACAGAUUACCUGACAGGAAGACCACAGUUUGUCAGGCUGCAGAACUGUGUUUCUAGGACAUUAAUGAGCAGUACAGGGGCUCCACAAGGGACAGUCCUGGCUCCAUUCCUGUUCACACUAGAGACUUCAAAUACAGCACUGAGAAAUACUCAGAUGACACUGCUAGUGUGGCAUUUAUCAGAAAUGGGUACUGGAGUCACAAAAUUGCCUCCUCCUCAACACCUCAUAGAAGAAGGAACUGAUCAUAGACUUCCACAGGUCCAAUCACCCUCUUUAGCCAGUGAACACCUGUGGCGUGGACAUCGAGGUGGUGACACCAUAUAAAUAUCUAGGUGUACACCUGGAUGGUAAGUGAGGCUGGUCUAAGAAUGUAGACUUUAUCUACAAAAAGGGUCCUGAGAAGACUCCUAUCAAAAGACACCUGCAGUAGUAUGCUGCUGAUGUUUUAUCAGUUUGUGGUGGCAAAGUGUUCUGUUCUAUGCUGCAGUCUGCUGGGGAGGAAGCAUCAAACACAAAGAUGCAAAACGUCUUCACAAACUGGUGAAAAAAGGACAGAAAGAUUUGGAAGAUCUUUUUUACCCAUAGCCAUCAGACUUCUUCUAUAAAUAGUAGAUGACUUAAGACAUGACACAUGAGACUUUGGACAAUUGAAUAUCCUUUGGGGGAUCAAUAAAGUUCUUCGACUCAACUCAACUUUUGCUGGCUACUAAAGUUUGUCUUGUGUGUUGUUGUUUUUUGUGUGUGUGUGUGUGUGUGUUUCAGGUAUGGUAAGCUGUUGCCAUCACUCCAAGUAAAGCAGUUUUCUGCAGCUACAGGGUUGAGCCGUAUGCUGAUUAUUCUUGGGGCAAUCGAGCCAAAUAUUCAAGGUGAAAAUCUACCUGAGGAGUUCGUGCAGCGCCAGGUCAGCCUAACGCACAAACACGUACCCACACAGACUUACACAAACACACACAUACCAUGGUGCGUGGUGGAUGGUUUGCAGCUCAUUUGUGAGUAGUGUGUAGCGACUGUGUCAGAUAUGACAUGAUACAAAGACUAGUUAGUAGUGUAUUAAUACUUAAUGUCUAUGUAAUGGUUUGUAACACAGCAACACAUUGUAAUAGGCGAGUGAUCAUAAGGCUAGAGUUUGCUUGAGGGAGAGAACGAGAGAGAGAGUGGACAAGAGACUGAAAUUGCUUUUUGUAUGGUGACAUGUAUUGUGACAAAUGACAGGAAAUGGGAAUAUAACAAUAUUGCUGUGUUUUGUUUUGUCUGAGCCAUUCUCUGCCUCCCCAAACCUGGCUGGUUGCGAGGUGGACCCUGCUCCCUUGUGAUGAUUGGUUGUAGGGAAGAUGCUGCUCCCUUGUGUUGUGAGGCAUGCUCCACAUCAUCAAAUAACGUGUGCAAGCCCAAACAAAGUUAGUUUGCUACGAUAUCGGACAGUAGAAACUAACCAGAAAGUACAGGAAAUUGUCAUCUCCUUUUGGCCACGACUGCCAACACAAGCAAGACAACAAAGUAAAUACCAGAGACUCUGGCAGAUUAACGGGCGCGUAAAAAGAGGUAGACUGGACAAGAGCUAAAAAGCCGGGUCAUAAUCAAUGAUGCAUAAAUGAUUGGGACGCUUUGGGAUCUUACAGACCCUGCAACCUUUGUGCUGGACAGCUAAACUGCUUUAACAAAGUAAGCCAAGUGUCUGUAACAGAAGUGUUUCUUGUCAAAUGGGACCUGCUGUGUGUUGUAGUGCCGCUAAACUGUUGACCUCGGGUCCUGGAGUAUGUCACUUUAUCCUAGUUGUAGAAGUCUUGCAAACAUUGUGUUUGCUGAUAGUCUGUUGGCAUCUACAGUAGCACCAAUGCUUUUCAUUUUCACAUUGGCUGGGCCCCAUUUUUAAUUAUCUGAAGUAUUUAUCUGCAUUAUAUCUGAAUUUAAUUAGAAUGAUAUGAGCGAGGAUGAGCAUCUGUUUUGUGGGCUGGGCUUUCUGGAGCAGAGAGGGACGGAAGAGGAGGAGCAGAGGGGAAAACUGGUUGGGAGGGGUAGUGUUUACAUUCAAGAUUUCUCCCAAAACUGGCACUUCCUCAGAUCCUGCCUACCCCACCUUUAAAUCAUGAUAUAAUGAUAUGACCCAACUUGGGUUUUUAGAGUGUAUAGAGCUAAAAACAACCCAAGCUGGGUUGUUGGGUCGAUUUUAACCCAAAAAAAAGGGUUAAAAUUGACUGACGACUUACUGCGUUAUUUUGACCCAGAAUGUUAGGUUAUUCAAAUUAACCCAAAUUUUUUCAGUCGGCAGAAAAUGUUUAUAUCUGUAGAAGACGUCGGAUAUAAGCGUUUUUUUUUUGUUUUGUUUUGUUUUAAAAAUGGAUAUGUUCAUUGCUGGGGCCCUCCAUACACAUGGAGAAUAUUGUGCAGAUGUGCUGAUUUGGAGCCUGAGGAUGAGUUGAGCAAAAAUUAUGCAUAUAUGUUCAACAGUCAAAGAAAUUCAGCUCAUAAAGUGACAGCAUCAGUAAUUACUUUAGACCGAGUGGGUUGUACUGGAUGAAAAGCAGCACACAAUAUAGAAGACUUUUAAAGUUGCCCUGACACAUGUGUUGUUGCCUCAGUGAAUGUUGAAAAAGCAUCCGAUAGGGAAGGAUAGUCUUGAUCUUUGGUUUUGGAAAUGCAUACAAUGCUACAAUACAAUACUCAAAUGCUGUAACACAGUACUUACCUCUAUCUAAGUUCCACACAUAGUCAGAGGUAAGUAUGCACCUGUUAUUCAAGUGAUCAGACAAGCAAUUUUAAUAGUUUGCACUUUUGGAGGAUGUUACGAUGGUGAUUCUUUUUCAACACCUUUUUUUGCACAGAGAUCCGGUUGGCUUCACAUUUGCGCUUAUACAACAGUCACUUCGCAAUAAUACCAUUGAAUGUAGGAACACUUUAAAGCACAUAUGUCCUGAUUUAGUUAAAGGUAUGCAGGUCAAAUUGAACGAUGUUCAAUCGUUUCUUGAUGUGGCUCUCCGUAAGAAAACAGCUGUUGUUGCAACAGUGUAGCAUUUUGGGUUGUGUGAAUGCAAAUAGUUUAAUAGGAAUAAACCCAUAAAUAUCAAUUUACAGUUUGUCUGCAUUAAGGAACCUUUAAUCCUCUUAUUUUGUGAUAUGAGAUAUUGAGGCGUUUCAUCUAUCCAAAUCUAAACUUGAGUCACUGAUACCGGUGAUGACUUGAAGGCCUUUAAAAUGUCCUCCACAUACCUCCCCUCUAUAGCCACAGGAUGGUGCUAGUGUGAGAAUAAUCACCUCUCCUCCUCAGCAGAGUUACACUUGGUUAGUGAUAGUAAAAGUUUGUCUUCAUGUUGUUUUGGGAGAGUGCCACUAAGCAUGCAGGUACUCUUAAAAUAAACAGCAUUCAAACCCGUUCAUUAGCCUGACAUUAGGUUGGGACUACACCAUGUCUACUGACGUCAGUGAUCCUGCAAAGUUAGCUUUAAAUCUGAAAAAGUGGACCCAUGGUUACGCCACAGCAGCCUGUCAUUCAGCCCUGUAGUCAUGUCAUACUUGAUGUGAAUAAAAACAGUGUUAGAAACUGACUCUUGUAUGAACAGCAGCUGGUAUCUGGUUACAAUGGUUCUACACUAAUGUUAAAGUAACAAACACUUUCGUCAGAUGAUUUAGGGACAUAGGUUUAUCACUUCAAGAGCAAAUUUGAUUUAAGUUGUUGCAUUUAACCUGUAAAUUUCCCUCGAUACUUUUCAGAUUUCUGUUUAGACAACUGAAACCUUUAGUGAAUUAAUACUCAAUCACAUUUCCAGCAGCAGUUUAGUGUUAUUAUUUAUUUCUUCAGCUGUCCGUAUGAUACAACAAUGACUGAUUGGGUAUAAUUGUGAACAGUUCAUUUAGACUGCUUGUUCUCUGCUGCCAGCCACCCACGGUUUGAUGGCAGUAGUGAUAAGGGACUUAUUUCAGCUUUUCAGGCAUUAAAAUUGUUGCCAAGGAGAUAAGGAAAUCAUUGUGCUCGAAUCCUCCAAGGACAGAGGAAGGUUUUGUAGGCAGGCUAGUGAAGGUUAUAACGUGCUCACACACUCAUAAGCCAGCCUGACUCAAUAGAGCAUGCAGUCCAUUUCUCAAGGGCAUGUUCUGUAACUGCUUCCUAAUUGAACUUGGAGCAGAAUAGUUUGCUGUGAUGUUAACAGAACCAAAUCUGUUUGGUCUCAUCACAUUGGACUGAUAAAUGCAGCCAAAGGGAAACUUUGUUCAGUUUUGAAUAUCAACAUCCAGAUGGAGAAUCAGAAAAACUUGGUAUUUUGUAGCCGCUACGCUGUAUGAGCUGGACACUGAUUUUAGUGUGUUUAAGUUGGAUUACUGGAGUGUGUUUUGCAUGAAACUGAGUAGUGGUGCAACGGAUCAUCAUUGAUCCGUGAUCCGUUCGGAUCGACGUAUUCGGUUCGGCACACAUGUGAUCCGCGGAUCGAUUUCUGAAAGCGGAGAAAGGAGGAGCUCGAACGCCCCGCGACACUUAAAUCCCCUGUAUGGGAGCAUUUUGGCUUCCCUGUCAAUUAUGAUGAAGAAGGAAAGAGGUCAGUGUACAAAACUGCGACGGAGUGAAGGCACUGUGGCAUAAGAAAGCCAUAUGACAGUGGAAACACAUCGAGCAUGUUCACGCAUUUGAAGCGACAUCACCCGGGUGUUUUAAUGACAGGUGUUGUGCCGUAGAUUGCACCCCUGCCGUAGAACGCACCCCCUGCAUCCGUUAGCUUCUUAAAGUAGAGAUAAUGAUCUCAUAUUUGAUAUGAAUAGCCUGAAUGAAAUUAUUAAAGGCAAACGCUGUUGAAUACAUCCAACGUAAGGAAAACUUGUAUUAUUUCGCCUUGUUAUGUACUUUCAACCGCGCUCCCGUUAGGGGGUGCACUAUACGGCAGGGGUGCAUUCUUUGGCAUAACACCUGAGAUAAAACGAAAGCCCUAACAACCGCUCAUCACCGCAGCAUUUAAGCAGCCUCUUCCUGCGCAAUCCGACCAGGCUAAAGCCUUCACAAACUCUAUCGGUGUGUUUAUAGCUGCAGACAUGAGGCCGUAUUCAGUUGUGCAAAACGAGGGCUUUAAAAACAUGCUGAAAGUGCUUGAGCCACGUUACGACAUCCCAUCGCGCACACACUUUAUCUUUGGUUCAUUGUUACAUUUUAAAGGAAGGAGAUAUGCCUGUAUAUUGUACUUUAAGUUGUUUUUCAUUAAUAAUUAUGUUAAAAAGAAGAUAUUAUGCCCUGUGCACUACUUUUAUAUAUUUUAUUUGUCUUGUUUUUUUUUCUUUUUGCUGAUCCGAAAAAUGAUCCGAUCCGUGACUCUUGAUCCGAGGAACGAUCCGAUCCGUGAGUUUUGUGAUCCGUUGCACCACUAAAACUGAGCAGACAGACUAUGACAUAUUUGACAUUGGGCGAUGUGAGUAGGUCCAUCCCAUAGAUUCAAAGGAUGAUCAUGCUGUUGUGACAGUAACAAAAUAACAUGUUGGUGUUGUUAAAUAAGGUUAAGGAAAAGGUAAGGAUUUUAAUUGCAUCACAACACACAACACUUGCAAUUCCAGUUAUAAAUAACACAACAAGGGCCAAUAAUGAUUUCUCAUGUGAAGAGUUGCUGCAAUAUUUAUAAAGUCUUAUAAACACAUCCAUAUGGAUUUGUAACGCCCCUCAUGGGUAAUGACAAAUAGGGGUGUCCUGAUAUAACCAUUGAUACAAUACUGAUAUUGUAGCCUCCAGUAUUGGCCGAUAUCGAUACGAUAUUUGCACAAAAUUGUGCAUGACAAGUUCUACACUCAGCUGCAAUGUCCUUUUCGGACUUAGACAAAAAAUACUGCCACACAGCCGACAUCAAUCCUACUCCUUGCUACUUUGUCAGUAUCUUAGUACACACUGUUGUUAUGAUUAUGUGGGCUCUGCAUGCUAGAUCCGGGUGCUGCUAGAUAGAGAUAGAGGUUGGAGAUUUUGGAGAUUUUAGAUUCAGGCCAAUAUAAUCUAAUAAUAGGGAUGUUUAUAAAGUGUUGUAAGCAGUCAGCUUUAUGCCUCAACAGUAUGGUUUAUAAUGCAUUGUUAUUCAUCAUAUGCGUUACAAUACAUGCUGAAUUGUAAGAGGUAGAUUCAUACAAAAUAUUAUUGCAGAUUUUUUCAGAUGCCUUAUGCCUUCACAAGCAGAGGGGGGGAAGCAGAGGUAUUGAAAUUGGAGAGAUACUUUCCAAAUAUUUCAUGUUUGCAAUUUUAUUAAACAGUGCAGAUCAGAUUUUGUGGUGAUCAUGUUGGUGAUAGACACCAUUAGAAAGGCACAUCUUCCACUCAGUGCUCCAACACAAUAUCGCUCAAAGUAAAAAGUGAUCACAACACAAAGACACUUGACAAGUAGAAAAAUGCAACAGUGCAAAGCAUUGACUGGAGCCUGUCGCUGCUGUCACUCAGCAGGGUGAUCACACACGUAAUUACAGUCCUAUCACGGCCUUAUACUGUGACACUACUGUUUCAUUUUCACUAGAUGUCCACACCCUGCAGACUCAUUAACUUGCAUUUAUGUGUAUGGUAUGGUUCCCCAGUGUUGUGGGUGUAAUUGAUGGGACAGACAUUAGCAUUGUCAUGGUCUCAGACAGUGAUUUACUGUGUUUCAGUGGAAAAGGUGCAACAUUACCAAAACAUAACUUGGUGUAGUCUACAUAAUUUUGGUCAGUUGCUGAAUUGUCAGUUUUUUGGGUGUUCUGGUUACUCUUGUUUCCAGAAACUCCAACCAGCGUGUUCUUGUUGGCCAUAUAGACUGGCCAACAAUCACAAAAGCUGAUGUCCUCUUGUUCAUACCAACUUGGUUCUAUGAUGACCUGCGUGGUAAAAAAAAAAUGAGAGCAAAUAUAUAAUGACCAGCUAGUUUGGAAGUAGUGACCAAAUUAUACUUCAGCUUUAAACAUUUUGUUGUCUACAUCUGUUUUACAUGUGGUGUCCUUUUGAUUCAAAACAGAUAUUCUUCUCAUGAAGGCACUGCUGGUUUAGCGCCCAACUUAUACCAGUUAAUGUUGAAGAACAAAUACAGACCCCUGGCAUGUGAUAGUUUAUGGAGGGCUGAUGUUCCUGACUUGGAUCUGGCUUUUGACUAGAACAUUAUAUUAACAUGUAGAAAUCCUGAUCACCAACAAAAACAUUACUUUAUUACUUUAUUUAAAGAGCUCAAUGAACACCAAGAAUAUUUGAGCCUAGGUUACCUCUUUUGCCUAUUACACUUAUCUUAAAUUACCUUCUAAUAUGGGAUUGGCACUUCAUAAAAAGAGGAGCUACCAGCUGGUCUCAUUGUGACAAAGAAACUGACCAUAAUGUGCUGAAAGUCUCCAGGCUCACUUUCUAACAUAUUUAGACACUGUGUACCUUGAAUGAGUUUAAGGGGAAAAAGCAACAACAACCAACAGAAGCCUUUUACAAACCUCUAAAACCUUCUGCUAAGAUCAGGUUUUAGGGAUGAUCACGUUCAUUUUCUUCUUCCUUGUUUAAUUAUUACUGGGUUCAGUUUACCACAGGCAUGCUGUUGCUGUUUGUAAUAAUCAUUAUAUUCACAGUAUCUUUUUGUAUGAAACUGUAUGCAAUGGGUUAAUGAAAUUAUUUAUGACCAUGUUUUGAAACACAAUUUUUUUUUCUUGACUUUUGCAUAAAUCCAAAAGUUCUAGAGCAAGAUAUUUUUUUGUCUAGAUUAUUAAAGAAAACAAUUUCCUAUUUGUGUUAUUAAAUGGUCUAAAUUUAUCAAAUGCCAAAAAAAAAAAGACAAAAUGGCACCAUGAUACUGGCGUUAUUUACCGGCCAUCAGCCAGCCUGCUGUCUCAUGAUAGGCAUCAGCAUCGCCCCUCUAAAAACUGGAAUCUCUUAACUACUCAGUUCAUAUAAUGGCCUCAAACAGCAUUUGAGCUCUGAAUAUAGUGUUAAUAUAGAAUAGGUGAUUAAGAACUGGGUACAAAGUUUUUAAUGUAAAUUGUUGAAAACUACCAUCCCGACCAAUACGUUAAAAUCUUUUGAAGAAUGUUGUAUGUGUGCUGUUUACAUCUCUGGAUGCCAAAGUGUGUGCUAAGGGCAGACAGGCUGUUAAUGUUAAAGAAGUCUUAACUGUGAAUCAAGGACAAACAUCCUAGACUUUUUAAUUUGAUUGAUAAAUGCGGAAUACUCUUCAUAAUUACAUAUUUACAAAUGAUGUGUGGUAUAAACAUUACCACUACGACCACUUCAAAUAAGACUAAUGCAGCUUUAACUUACUGAAGGUGGUGUUUUCUGUUCCUUGCAAGGCUGUGUGUUUAGAAAUAAGCUUAUGAAUGCAUUAAGUAUUUAAAUUAUUUUUCUUUCUCUGUAUCAUAGAAGUAUCUACUAAGUAACCCUGCCCACCAGAGCAGUGCUGUGGAUGAACACUUCUUCUUGAAUGAAAGUGCAGCUCAAGUAAGGUAAAAUAAGUCAAACAGACAUUUUUACAUUUGAUUUCUGAAUAAGUCUGUUGUUGUUUGGACAUGUUAAACUCAGAGAAAUCUGUAAUUUUUGUUUUCUUUUUAGGGAUAUCUCAAAGUUUAAGCCGCUCACUCGCCGGACACCUGUGACUGUGAUCACUGGGGAUUCUUUUGACCAGCAAAUACCAGAGCAUCUGAAUCAGGUGAGACUCUUUCUCUCUCUCUCCCUGUUUCUCUCUCUCUGUGCAGGCAGCUGUGGUAAGUCUGGUUCUGCCCAAGGUUUCUGCCUAAAUACUGCAAAGUGCUUCAUUCAUGUUGAAUAAGAUGGGUUAAGAAUGGGUCUUAUAUUUCUAGAUCGGACUCAGUCUUGAGGUUCGGUCUUUGGAAUACAUCAAACAAAGACUUUGGUCCAGACCUGCUCUGAUGGAAAGCUAGCCUGGCUGGGCCAUCCUGUUGCGUGAAUCACUUCAUGUUCCUUCCCAGCCAGGCUAAUGGAAAGCAUCUUCAGAUAACGAUUGUUGUGAUUUGGCGCUAUAUAAUAAAAAUUGAUCGACUGAUUGAUUGUAUACACAGCUAUGUAACUCCAUGUUGCAUUGUUGACUCAUGUUCCGUGGCGGAACAAUUCUCAAUAAGCAUUUGUGUAAAUCCCACAGUAAAUCUUUUUUUUUUUUCCCCCUGCACCAGAUGGUAGCUAGGCUUCAAAAGAAGUUCCUGGAAGAGUCCUACCCAUCAGCCAAUCACAUUCACAUAAAAGGAACAGACCGGCAAAUGAUCUACAAGAAGCCAUCUGCCAUCAGCCAGCACCUGAGGAAGCUGGUCAACCAACGACAAGGCAAACAGUAGAGGAAGUGACCGCAACGCAUAACAGCACCCAGAACAUGGUCAAAGAAGGAACUAUCAAAUAUGUUUAUAAUUAAAGCAGCAUUCAAGAUGCCUUUUGAUAACAUUUCUGCACGACUCUAUGUCAUUGGAAGCUUUUUAACUGGAAAUAACUGCAUGGGUAUUCAGUGAGGUGUAAUAUUUUCUGUUUUAAAUGCAAAAAGCAUUGCACAGACAAAUUUCUCAAUUUAAUUUAAACCACCUCUUACUUUAGUGUGACUGUGCUGCCAUGUGAAAGUUCCUCUGUCUACAUCUUAAAUGCACAUUUUUGGCAAAACGACCAACAUACAGGAACUUUAUUUACGGACCUAUGAUGGAUCAGAUUUAUUCUAUAAAGUUCAAACAGAGAUGUUUGCACCCCCCCCAAAGUAAUUCUAAAUGAACAGCCCUUAAUUUACUCUGUUUUGGAAAGAAAAAGAGAGACCACACAACAAUAGUUCAUCCUGAGGAUUUAGGUUUAAUUAUGACACCACAUCAAAAUAAAAAUUUCCAACAGAUCUGGAAUUGAAUUCCAUUGAUAUACAUGCAUAGCAACAACGUUUUAAGAAACAUUUUCUCCCAUAAUCAGGACAUUGGAAUGAUCAUUUUACAUCAGUAUCCCCACUGACCUCCCACCCAUCUUGUUUAUCAGCAAUAAACUUAAUUCUUACUUUUUUUCCCCUAUGGGGUUACAAAUAAUUAUAUGCACAAUCCCCAUUUCAUAAUACUGCUUUCGGUAAUGUUCCCUAAUUUACAAAGUAUUGCAUUGAGAGCAAAUUUCAAAAAAGGGAGACCAAAGUUUAUCAUCAAACAGAAAUACAAGUACUAUACAAGAAUGCUGCCAUCCUCAUGAAACAUCCACUUCUGAGUUGAAGAAAAGAGACAGGGACAAACAGUCACGUAUGUAUGCAAAGCCAUGUGUAUAAGCCAAAAUGUGAAAUGCAGGGUUGUGCCUGGUUAUCACUCCCAAAUGGUGAUCUUUUAAGGCAAACAAGUCAUUAGUAGCAACCACAAGUGACAUUUUGGCCAUAUACAGAAACUGGUACAGCAAAUAAGAAUACACAAGUGCCUCAGUAGCUAUUUUUGUGUCUAAAAUGCAUCUCAUUUUUGUAUUGUCUAUUGUUUCAUUGAGCCUACAGUACAGUGUAAACAAUAUGUGUGCUACACAAGAAUGACUAUACAAUAACAUUACAAACAACUCUGAUAUAAAUUUCAUCUUGAAUUUAAAUUAAGAUCACUACCCCUAUUAAUACUGAUUGUAAAACAAAUCAAUGAGAAAGUGGCACCAAUAUUAUUCUCAAUUCAUUUUCUUUUUUUUAACCAAUGAUUUUGCAUUUGUAAGUCUUAAAACAAUGGAAGAAGAAGCUCCUCUUGAUUGUCCACAAGCAGUGUUACUCACUGCAUGAUGCACUAUUCCAGACACAACAGUGUACCCAAAAAAUGGAGAAAAAUAGGGUAAAAGUUCUCGAGGAAAGGUGAGGGAAGGGGAGGACGAUAAAGUCUUAUUCGUCGUACCUUAUUUUACAUGCUCCGCAGCAUGUGAUGAGCAAUAAAACUUCUUAUGGGUAAUAAAGUUUGACAGGUUGUUGAACUGGAUAUCACAGAGGCGGCAGUAUUUGCCACUUCCGGAUCCGUUAAUGCCUUUGUUGGCCGUGGGUGCAGCGUCAUCAUUUGGAGACUUAGAAGAAGGUGACAUGUUCUCAUUGGAGUCUGGCUGGUUCUCUGUAGCCCACGUAGGUGAGGGAUUGGAGGGUUGGCUCUCUGGCUGAGGCUGGUUCUCCUGUUGUGCUGGAGCACUUCCUGAACGCUCCUCUGGCUUGUGCCCCCCGUUGACGAUGACCAUACCCCGGUUUUUAGGCAGUAGAGGAAGGGGCUCCUUGCCAGGGUGGGGACAACCAUUAGCAGCAGGCUGCUGGGCCUGCUCUCUGGUCGUUCCUGUGUCUGCUCCCACUCCUACGUUCCCUCCACCCCCGUUUACAUUCUGCUCUUGUUCACUGGCCUCUCCCUGCAUCACAGAAACCCCAGUUGCAUAAUCAGUUGGUUUUAUCCCAAAAUACGGGGAUAUGUGCUCAGGACCUUUCACCUUCUUUAUUGCUCCCGGAUAAAGACAGUGGGGCAGAAACAUGCUCUUGUCAUCUUUUGAUUGGAUAAGUUGGGGCUCAGCGAAGGCCUUGAGUCCUGGCAAGGGGCCCAGGUGAGGUGGGAACAUACCUCCGUUUUGCACCAUCACCUUCCCAUUCUUGUCACAUUUGCCCGGGCUCUUGUCGUAGACGUCAUCUGGGUUGCUACUGCUCUCACUUUUUACAUCCGGAAACAGAGUUGGCUCCAGGCUGCCGCUUUCAUUGUGUUGUUGCUGUUGCUGUGGCUGUUGUUGUUGUUGCUGCUGAGUGGCAGCAGCAGCAGCAGCAGCUGCUGUCGCAGGGCAAAAGUUCUGUUUGUGCGCCAGAUAGUUCUCAACCUUGUUAAAACUUAUUUUGCACACUGCACAUUCGUGAUAGUCCAACAGUCUUUUGGGAGAGCUACAUGACUUGUCGGAGACUGGGGAACACUUUUUGCUGAGGUCAAUGGGGGCAUCCAGCUCCUGUUGCUCCACUGUGUUACACUUGGGAGCUAGAAUAGGUUUAGUGACAGUCAGAGAGGCCUCCAGGUGUUUGGGGACUAUACCUGGGAAUAUGUCGCAGCGGGGAUGGAAGCGGUCUGCUAGGUUUUCCACAGCUUCCUGUGAUGUACAAGGGUUCAUCGGAGAAACCCCAAGAAAACCUGGCUGCACCAUGGGGGGCCUCUGGUGGUCUUGGUCAGGGAGACACAUCUCGUACAUCUUUCUGCGCUUGCGUGUCCUCAUGGUUCUCUGCAUUGAGGGUACCUUGUUGGUGGACAGCCGUUUUGUAGGCGGGUCAUGACGAGUGGCGCAGUAGUACUGCUUGUGGACCAUGUAGGUCUCAUGUCGGCUGAAAGUGAUAUUGCAGGCAUCACAGGUCGUCUUGGUUGGGUCAUUGUCACUUUCCACCAAACCCGUACUGGGGCUCUUCCCCUCCAUCUGCUUGCCGUUCAGCCGCUCCUCAGCCCCAGGUGGGGUUGGGACCUUCUUCCCCUGUCCUGGAAGAUCCUUGUCAGCCCCUUUGGCUCCUGCAGUGAUCAUUUCCAACACGUUUGAGUUAAGACAGGCAGACUGCAUGAGGUGAUUAUCAGCCUCUGUUGGGUGGCAGCCUGCUAACAUGCUAACAGAACUGUGACCACUGUUGGGGCUCACUGCCUCAGGGACUUUAUCUGAGAGGGCAGAGAAGUCCGGGGACUUUGCCAUGUGUUGCCAGCGGCUGUUACAAUAGUGCUUUUUGUGAACCAAAUAGUUGUCCAGGUUGCUGAAGGUUAUAUUGCAUUCAAAACAGGUGGCCCCUUUAGGCAUGAGGGGGCUGUAAAUGACAGGGGGGUAGCUGUUCCCUCCAUGGCGCAGCCUCCGGUGAACUAGUUCUGACAUUUUAGCCAGAAUCUCAGAAGCCUGUGGGACUACUGAAAUGUCUUGGGAAAAAGCAAACUGUGACAAGAAGGGGCCCAUGGGAAAUGUAGGCAUGUUAUGCUGCACAGGGGAGGAGGCCAGACGGGGGCUGGAGGGCUCAGACUUGAUCCUGGUGUAAGAAAAACUGGCUUUGCUGCCUGGGUGGGCCUCUCCCUUCUGAACAGACGGCAUGGGCUUCUUCUCAGUCUUGUCAGCCUCUGUCUCUGUGCUGGUCUCCUUGUUGAGGGCCCCUUUGGGACUUCCCAGUAGAGCAUCCUUCCUGUUGGCUAGCUCAGCGCGGGCCUGCUGCUGCUGGAGGCUUUCCUCAGACCCCCUAGGGGAAUGCUCGGUGCUGUCUCCUUCUCUGUGAAGUUUGCUGCCGUGCCCAUGUAAGUCCUGAUGCUGUAAGAGUUCCCUGUGGCUCUGGAAGCUGAUAUGGCAGUGAUUACAUCUGAAGGCCGCCUGUGACAGGUGAGACAUGAUGUGAUGCUGGAAUGUAAUAAGAGAAUCUGCCGUGUAGUUGCAGAUUGUGCAUUUCAAGCUGGUGCCAGGAGGGAGGCUCUCUUCCAUUUUGACACC